This is a messenger RNA of Poeciliopsis prolifica (blackstripe livebearer), 2128 nucleotides long. RefSeq names its product G-protein coupled receptor 39-like. Gene Ontology annotation, molecular function: G protein-coupled receptor activity. The record is from RefSeq and is a predicted model, not a curated record. Lineage: Eukaryota; Metazoa; Chordata; Actinopteri; Cyprinodontiformes; Poeciliidae. Gene Ontology annotation, cellular component: membrane. Gene Ontology annotation, biological process: G protein-coupled receptor signaling pathway.
GACCGGACAGGGCUUCAGGACAGAACCAGAACCAGAGUCCAGUUUGGAGAUUUAUUGAAACUUUUUUGGAUCUGAGUGUAAAAGUGACUGAUAAACCUCUAGGUGAGUUGGGAUUAUUGUGGAGGAACCUGUGUGCGGUUCGGUGGUUCUGGCCCGCCGGUUCCGUCCAGAGGGACUGUGACCUGAAGCUGAUAAGAUAAUCGAUACCUGGAUCGGAUCCCAGCUGCGCUGCGCGAUGAGCGACAGCAACGAGACCGAUGUGGGGAUCGACUGGAGCCAACUGGAGCCCACUUAUCCCGCCAAGGUCUGCAUGACGCUCCUCUACUCGCUCAUGCUGGUUGCAGGCAUUGUGGGUAAUUCAGUGACCAUCCGGGUGACGCAGGUGCUGAGGCGAAACGGCUACCUGCAGAAGAACGUGACGGACCACAUGGUGAGCCUGGCCAGCUCCGACCUGCUGGUUCUGCUCAUCGGCAUGCCGGUGGAGCUCUACAGCGCCAUCUGGGUUCCCUUCGGAUCCGCGUCCGGAAACGCGUCCUGCAAGAUCUACAACUUCCUGUUUGAGGCGUGCAGCUACGCCACCAUCCUCAACGUGGCCACGCUCAGCUUUGAGCGCUACGUCGCCAUCUGCCACCCGUUCCGCUACAAGGCGCUGAGCGGCAGACGGACCUCGGUUCUGAUCGCCUUCGCCUGGGUCGUGUCCGUCCUCGUUGCCUUGCCGUUGCUGAUCGCCACGGGAACGCAGGGCGAGCAGCUGAGCUUCUGCACCAACCUGAAGGAGCACUGGCUGAUGUACAGGGCCAGCAUCUUCGGGGCGUUUGUCCUCUACAUCAUCGUGCUGGUCUGCGUGGCCUUCAUGUGCCGGGCCAUGAUCCUGGUGCUGAAGAAGCCGCUGGGAUCCACGGACGGCGGAAUCAACGGGACCGAAAGGCCCGGAAAGCACGAGAGCGAAACCACCAAGGCGGCCCGGAAGCAAACCAUCAUUUUUCUGGGUCUGAUCGUCGGCUCCCUGAUGCUCUGCUGGUUUCCCAACCAGCUGCGGCGCCUGAUGACGGCGGCCGUCCCCAAGUCGUCUUGGUCUCUGUCGUACUUCUGGACCUACGCGUGGCUCCACCUGGUGGCCGACGCCUUCUUCUACCUGAGCUCCGUGCUCAACCCGUUCCUCUACAACCUGUCGUCUCGUCACUUCCGCCAGGUGUUCCUGCAGGUUCUGCGCUGCCGCCUGACCAUCCAGCACGCUAACCGCCGCGCCGCGCCGGGCCCCUGCGCCGCGCCGGGACCCCGCGCCGCCUCCGCGCGCUCGCUGCAGCCGCUGCUCCAGAAAUCGCUGCGUUUCGGCCGGAGGAGCGGCGGCCAGCAGAGGGCGCCGCCCACCUUCACCACCUUCCAGAGCGACUCGGCGCCGUCCGGCUGCCGGGUGGCCGUCAGCCUGAGCGAGCAGACCGGACCGGAAACCAGAACCGAGACAGAAAUCUGAAACCAGAAGCUGCUCCGGCGAUCAGAUGGUUCCAUGUUUCAGAGUUUCUGAAAACUGUCAGAGCAAAAGAAAUUAUACUUCACAAAACGUCUGAACGUUUGGACACAUUCAGCAGAAAACCUCCAACACGGUGGAGGAGGGGUGAUGCUGGGGGCGUCCAGCCGGGUCCAAAUCUGCAGCAGAAACAGUGAAGCGUUGAAUUUGUUGAGUUUUUCUAGAAUCUGCAGCUCAAGUUUACAGGAACUUCAGUUUCAUUACAUUAUUUUCUAAUAGUUCAUAUUUAUCUGAAUUGUGGCAGAAAUCAUCUUUAAUAACACAAAUUAUUUUCAUUUGUCUCCUUGACAUUCUGACUUCCUGAGUGGCCUAGUUAAAUCCUCUCCACUGCGGUCUGCAGGGUGCCGUGGCCCCCGGCCGCCUGUCUCUGAGGGCCGGCCCUGAGGGCCCCGCUGCCAGUGUCUGUAUGGCAAGCCGGUUGAACAUAAAAUCAGCUUCGCUCGUUACAUCCCAGAUUUCUGCACGAGUCUGCUUUCCUCCCGUUGCCAUGGUAACCAGGAUUUCAUGAAUGAACUGAAUUUGCUGGAACUGAAAACAGGAAGAAUUUUCAGAUGAGUUGAUAUAAACUGAGAAAAUAUGAAAUAAAAAAACCAAACUGAA